CCGAGGCUAUGGCUAGGCGUUCGGUGCUGCUUCUUCUGACGUGCUUUCUACUCGUUUCAAGUUCUGGAUUUUUGCAGCAGGAAGAAAUCAUCAAUCUUGAUGGCGAGACAACUGUUGUCACCGGAUCCGGAUCAGACAGUGUGGGUGACGAGAUCAGGAUACAAUUAGAACAUGAAGACGACCGGAGAAGCUCGCGAAUCAAGAGAGCAGUAGAAUAUCAAGUACCGGGAGUGACAGCCCGACAAGAUGGCGAGUCGAGAAUUGUGAGUUGGGGCCUCGCGUCAGGACAGCUGAUCAUCUCCAAGUACAACAUCUACCGCACGUUCACAACUCUCGUACAAUUUGAUGUCACUCGUUUGGAACCGAUUGCUACCGUGGCGACCGGACCGAAUAUGCAAUGGAGAGACGACUGUCGGACGAGCGAAGCGUCGGUGCGCUAUGCGGUGACCGCAGUUGACGUCACUAAAAGGGAGCAUACAGAACACGUUGUUCCGUCACCGAUUCUGCCGUUGGUGGGAUCAUUUGAUAAGGUGGGAGACAUUAAGUAUCCGCUGCCUGAUCACGUGCGGUGUUGUGUCGUUUGUCAUGAUAUUGCGUUUGAUUCGAGCUUGCAAGAGUUCCUGCUUGUCUAUGAUUGUGAUGGUGACGGGGACGGCUAUGGAGACGACGUGUUUGCUUUCAGACUUGAUUCGUUUGGCAAUAGUAUUGGUUCUGUUCAUCGCGUUAGUGCGACAGUAUCAGGCUCCUCUGCUCAACAUUGUCCAUCUGUAGUCUACAAUCCUCAUUUCAAAAACUACAUGAUUCUCUUUCACGUCAAAGCUACAACAGUGCACUCGAACAAGUUCGUCAUCGUGACGCGAAGAGUCCCGUCCAGUUCAUUUCACUACAUCAAACGUCCCCUUCUAUCGAUAAGAGGAACAACACCAGGAGGAGUAGCCGCAGAUCUCGUUAAUACAACCAUAAUUUACAAUCCAAUAACGUACGGCUACGUCGUCGCAUCGGAAAUGAAGCUGCAAAAUCGGAUUGAAAUCAUAUCAGCCUACCUAACCGAUGAGGGUUAUCUCAAGUCGGGGGGCCCCGUAUUCUCAUUUUCGGUUAACGUCCUUCAGCCCAGAGUCGUUUUUGACGAAUUAACGAAGAUGUUUGUGUACGUAUCGCAACUGGACAAAUCACAUCCUCAACUCUCUACGAAGAACGCCCUUAUUCAAAAAUCUUUUCCUGCAUCCGGGUAUCCCAACAAUCCUCCGCAAGCGGUUGCCUUUGGUGUGACGACCGUCGACGAUUCGUCGAUUAGUCUGCACUUCAACAAUGCCACCAGGUGCGUUCGCGUGUGCUUCUCGCAAGUCAAGGACGACGCUCUGACGGAAACGACUUGCUCCAAGUUGUGCGCCGGCGGAGUCAAUCGGUACAAUGUGCGACCCUUAAAUGUUUCAUUCUGUUCCUGCAAAAGCAAAGCGAUCAAUCCGCAUGUGAUCGAGUAUCCGGUCAACAGCGCAGUGUUUGGCAUUUGGGAGGAAAAAGAUUCUACUCGUCAUCGACUGCAUGGAUACUUCGUCAGAACGGCUCAUUUCCAGCAGAAUCCUCCUGCCUCCGUUCAAGAGCACCCACGGGCUGUGUACAAAAGCAGUGACGGACAAGUGUGUGUUGUAUGGCGAUAUCAGUCUUCUGCGGACACUUGCAGCAAACUUGGAAUCCGAUGCUUUGAAUUGACGGCACACUGUAAAGACCCGUGUUGUUGUCAACAAAGGAACAGUCCACAAUGUGGUCGUAUACGUACUAUUCCUAUACGAUUGGCUGGUAGUGCAUCGCCAUAUCAGGGAAGAGUCGAAUUAUUGCACAACGGAAUUUGGGGGACAGUUUGUGAUGACAAUUUUGGCGAUAAAGAGGCUGAUGUUGCUUGCCAUCAUUUGGGUUACACGAAAGCUUUGCGCUACAAGCGAGCAGCAAACACGUAUGGUCAAGGAGUAGGAGCGAUACACAUGGACGACUUGAAUUGCACUGGAGCCGAGAGUAAUCUUCAAGACUGCAAAUUCAACGGAUGGUCGAUACAUGACUGCCACCACGGUGAAGAUGUAGGAGUCGUUUGCGAUACACGCGUUGCAUGCGGAGUAAAGAAGAGUCUAGAAACUGAAAAAGGUCAGUUUCCGGUGAGAUUGGUCGAUGGAGGCAAAGCAAACCAAGGCAGACUAGAAAUAUUUGUUAGAAAUCGAUGGGGAACAGUCUGUAAAGACCGUUUUAGCUCUUUCGAGGCACUCGUGGCAUGCAGUCAACUAGGAUAUACUGGAUACACUAGUUAUUCGUCUCAAUUUGGUCGCUCAAUUGGCCCAAUUUGGAUGGAUGACGUCAACUGCCAAGGCAAUGGAUCGAAAGUCUUGAUCCGGUUUGCUGAUUGCACUAAACAAAAUUCCAGUUCUCCGUUUAAAGUUGGUCUUGACUGGGGAACAGAUAAAUGUAAUCAUAGCAAAGACGUUGGACUUAUUUGCAAUUCAACAGCCAAGACUCACCCCGUUCGCUUGGUUAACGGAAGAACUGCUCACAGCGGCAGAGUGGAGAUAUUUAUCAACGGACUAUGGGGUUCAGUUUGUGACGAUUGGUGGAGUCGGAAGGAUGCGAAUGUCGUUUGCCGUCAAUUGGGGUACACCAGUGCUUCGGCUUACCGGAAAGCUGCACGGUUCGGGCAGAGCAAACACUACCAUAUUUGGAUGGCACGUGUUGCGUGUCGAGGCACCGAGAAGAGGCUGCAGGAUUGCCCUUUCCCUGGUUGGGGAGUUCAUAAUUGCAAGCACGACCAAGACGCUGGAGUCGAAUGCCAUCCGACGAAUAACUCAUUAGCAUACGAGAAAGUUUUCAGGCUUGCAAACGGAUACAGCUCCUCUGAAGGUCGCGUAGAGAUAAAAAUUGAUGGAUCAUGGAGUACAAUUUGUGACGACAAUUGGGGCAUAGAAAGCGCAAACGCAAUUUGCAAUCACCUUGGUUACAGUGAAGCUGUUGAAUCAUUUUCAUACUCUUACUUUGGAGAAGGAAAAGGACGCAUUCACAUACUUGACAACAGUUGCUUACAUUCUGGCAACUUCACAUCCGGGUCUUGUUCCUUGACGUCACAAGUAAAAAGAGAUUGCUCACACGCCAACGAUGUGGGAAUAAUAUGUUUUCCUCAUGAUAACGAUAUGCAGCAAUUUAUAGAUUUUACCCGAGAGUACAACAAAGUUUAUUCUUCCUCAGAAGAACGUAAUAGAAGAGCGGCCAUCUUUCAUAAAAACUUGAAGAAGAUCAAAAGUCUAAACUUUGCUGACAGAUUUGCACCUCACGGAAUCAACAAGUUUUUUGACUUAUCAGAAGAUGAAUUUGCAAAUACUUACUUGAUGCCUAGCGCUGUAACCGAAGACGUAAGAAAGUCAGCACAUGAAAGAGGAGAAAGACGCAAAGGAUCCUACUCCAAUCCAAUCGACUGGACCGGUCCGAUCCCUAAAUGUUUCGAUUGGAGACAACGGUCUCCUCAAAUCGUUUCCAAAGUCAAAGAUCAAGGAAAAUGUGGCUCGUCCUGGGCAUUUGCUGCUGUCGCUCAAAUAGAAAGUGCUUAUGCUCUGCAAGCUCGCAAACCGCUCAUCGAGCUCUCGACGCAACAGGUUGUGUCAUGUGAUCAAAAAUCGGACGGUUGUAAUGGAGGUAUGCCACACAAGGCAAUGGGCUACGUCUUAGAUGCACGUGGCAUACAGACAGAGAUUCGCUAUCCUUACCUUUCAGGAACUGCUAGUCAAACGAGGAGCUGCUCUUUCAACCGCACUCGAAUUCAUGCAAGUAUUACAGGGUUUUUUCACAUCACGAUAUCCACUCAACCUACUGCAGAUGACGAAUAUGACAUGAUGGUCUAUCUCUAUCGCAAAGGACCAAUAACGGCGUGCCUAAACGCCGGAAACCUUCAAUUCUACUCGAAAACAGUACUGAGUUACUGUGGGAGCAACUACAGUCGCAUCACACAUUGUGUUGUACUCACAGGAUUUGGAGUCACUGAAUCCGGAGUUCCCUAUUGGAUCGCGAGAAAUUCGUGGGGUGACAAUUGGGGUGAUGAAGGAUAUUUUCUUAUCGAACGCAACGUCAACAUGUGCGGCAUAGCCGAAUGGGCGUUCGCAGCGUUUGUACAGAAGUGAACCAGAAUGCCAUCGGGGCAUGGAUUUUGUUUGCUCAAAUUAUAUGUUUGUGUUUGUAUGUCCAUUAAUUUUCCUUCAAUGUAAUUGCCAGCGUCACGUCACUAUAUGUUUCCGUAGUUCAAAUAGAAACUAUGAGCAAAUGUGAUGUUCCAUUUUCUCUUUUGUCAAUCUG
This is a messenger RNA of Corticium candelabrum, 4320 nucleotides long. RefSeq lists its product as uncharacterized. Gene Ontology annotation, cellular component: membrane. Gene Ontology annotation, biological process: proteolysis. The record is from RefSeq and is a predicted model, not a curated record. Gene Ontology annotation, molecular function: cysteine-type peptidase activity. Lineage: Eukaryota; Metazoa; Porifera; Homoscleromorpha; Homosclerophorida; Plakinidae. Bases 9 to 4148 code for a protein of 1379 amino acids. The transcript has 9 exons.